Molecule: messenger RNA, 3187 nt
Organism: Centropristis striata (black sea bass)
Lineage: Eukaryota; Metazoa; Chordata; Actinopteri; Perciformes; Serranidae
Gene: b3glctb
Product: beta 3-glucosyltransferase b
Exons: 15
Coding region: 97-1533 (478 amino acids)
Cellular component (GO): membrane
Molecular function (GO): acetylglucosaminyltransferase activity
Source: RefSeq, a predicted model, not a curated record
AAGACUCCUGCUAGUACAGGAAUGUAGCUAACCACUUUCUCCACUUCGCCAUGAAAAGACGAUGAUUUGAGAGGAAAAGCAGCAGCUAGGGGAGCCAUGACACGUUAUAACGCGGUGAACGUUUGUAAACUGGUCGCUGCGCUUCUUCUCUGGCUCGGUGGAGACACACACACAAACCGAGCUCAGGUUGCAGCAGCAGCAGAUCAGCAGCAAACAGGACGCAGCUCUGUUGGACUGGAGGAGGUUGUGUUGGUGAUCCAGAGUCAGAGGAACUCCUUCCACGCCCGCCGCGGAGCUCAGAGGAAGGAGGAGAUCCUGCAGCAGGCAGCUGACCUGAGAGAGGGCGUUCCCGUGGUUCUUCUGCUCCACCAGCUCUCAGAGUACGACGGAGACUGGAGCAUCCUGCCCGUGAUUCCUCUUCUUGCAGCUGCUUACAGCCAGUCAGCGUCCUGGUUUGUGUUCCUGGAGGAGGAAACCAGCGUGGUUCUGCCCGUUCUGCUGCAGGUUCUCCUCAGGUACCAGGUCCAACAGGUCCAACAGGAAUGGUUUCUGGGUAAAGCUCUCCAUGACCGCGAGGCCUCCAUCAUCCACCACUACGCCUUCUCUGAGGACCCCGGGUCCUUCAGCUACCCCGACCCGGCGGCAGGCUGGGCGCUCAGCUCGCCGCUGCUGCAGAGACUUGCAGAGCGGAUCCAACACGAGCAGCUGAAGUCAGAUUUCACCAUCGACCUGAAGCACGAGCUUGCGUUGUAUAUUUGGGAGGAAGGAAACGGUCCAAAGCUGACGGCAGUGACAGAGUUCUGCACCGAGAGGAAAAACAACUGUGCUACCACGUUUACAUCCUACCUGCCCUACUGUGGAGACCCUGUGCCCAAGAAAGACGUAUUUGUUGCCGUGAAAACUUGCCAGAAGUUCCACUCGGAGCGCGUCCCGGUGGUGAAGGCGACCUGGGAGAAGGACGCGGCGUUCUUAGAGUAUUACAGCGACGUGGAGGACGCCUCCGUCCCCUCCGUCAGCCUCGGGGUCGCCAACACCCUCAGAGGGCAUUGUGGGAAGACGUUUGCCAUCCUGCGGCGUUUCCUGAGCCGAGCGGCGCCGACGGCUGACUGGAUCCUGAUCGUUGAUGAUGACACUCUGAUCAGUCUGUCCAGGCUGCGGCGCCUGCUGCGCUGCUACGACCCGGAGGAGGCGGUGGUGCUGGGGGAGCGCUACGGCUACAGCCUGCUGCACCGCGGCUACAGCUACACCACCGGAGGAGCCGGGAUGGUGCUGAGUCACGUGGCCGUGUCCCGGCUGCUCGCCAGCAGCUGCCGCUGCUACACUGAUGACGCUCCUGAUGACAUGGUGCUGGGACGCUGCUUCACCUCGCUGGGGGUCCCCAUAACUCACAGUCCCCUGUUCCACCAGGCGCGGCCGUGUGACUACUCUGAGACGCUGCAGCAGGCCGUCUCCUUCCACAAGCACUGGAACGUAGAUCCUCUGGUGGUCUACAGAGACUGGCUGCAGGACUCACACCCUCCAGACGAACUGUAGGGACUCAGUGUGUACGGAAACAAACACUGAAGCUAAAGAAGAAGAACCGAAGAGAAGAGGAACACAUGAGCUGAAACGUCAUAAAGCCUUAACACACACAUUCAUCAAUACUUCUGAGAUCCAUAUUGACUCAAAGGCUGCCGUGUAAGAAGCAGUACUCGUCACAUUGUAGUUCAAAUUAAAAAGAAUAAAUAAAUAUGGAACCAGGAAGUAAUAUUCUGAGGAAAAACAAGAAUUUCCCCAGAUUAAAGUCACAACGAAAACUGUUGUAAUAAACUUUUUUUACAGCAUUUUUUAACAAGAAAUAUUCUCUGAGAUUAUAUUUUUUUUUUUUUUUUCGAGAAAAAAACAAAUUAUCUGAGAUUAAAGCAGCAAAUUUACAAGACUCUGAGUCUUGUAGAUCUUGGAGAUUAUAAAGUCAUGAAUUUGCCAGAAAAAAUCUGCGAUCUCUGAGAUUAUGGGCGUAUAUUUUUGGGAAGAAUAGGAUAUUCUGAAAUUAAGAAAAUAACCCUCAAAUAUUCUAAGAAUAUGAAAUCAUAAAUUUACCAGAAAAAAACCUCUGAGAUUAUGGUCAUACAUUUAAGAGAAGAAAAUGUGGAUAUUCUGAGAUUAAAUUGGCAGAUUCAGGAGCAAAAGACUCAAAUAUUCUCAUAAAUAAAUUUGCAAAAAAAAAAAACCCUCAGAAAUGUGAAAAGAAAUCAAACUAUUUUUAGAAUGUAAUGUCACAAAAUUGCAUUAAAAUAACUCAGAAGUUCUGAGUUCGAAGUGGUACAUUUUUUGAGAAAAGAGACGCAACUUUAUGAGAAAAAAACUCAUAAAAACUUUUUUUCUCUUCAUCAUAUUAAACCUUACAAUCUGAUUUACCAAUGAGCAAAUACGUGUGUUUUUAGCUCAGAUUCUGCAUGUUAUCAUGAGCAUCAUCUCCUGUUAUCAGGUGUUGAUGUUGCAUUCUAACAGGAGGUUCAUUAGAGACUCUGACAUCAUGGAGACUCUCCCUGUCAUCAUUAACAGUCUGGGCAUCAGAAAACCUUUGACUCUCUGAGCUUCAUUUAGUUUUAUUUAGCAGUCGUUGGAGGGACUGCUGCUGGUUUAUCAUUAAAGGGUCACUGCCGUCACUUUCACCCCAAGACAACAUGUUAACCAUCAACCAAGACAUUUUAUUUAUUCAUAAAGAUCAUAUUCAUUUAUUUGUUCUAAUGUUUACGGUCUGAUCUGAUAGGAUCUGUCCUGAGGGCUGUUCCAUCAACGCUGGUUGAAUUAAGAGCAACUUUAACCAGCCGUUAACUAGUCAACUAGUCAACUAACUGAACCAGGCUAGACUAGCAGCACCGGCUCCAGCUCAGAGUAGAGAACAGCCCUAUUAAUGGAUGGUGGAGCAGCCAAUAAGAUGUCUCAAACUAAAAGCAGCGCUGAAGGAGCUUCAUGAAGAAUAUCUACUGAACCAGCUGGAAAAACAGCUGAUUCUUCCUCGCUUUAUGAAGAAUAUAAAGUGAUUCUACCAGACUAACUGAAUAAAUAAAUAAAGUCAUUUUGGUUUGAUUGAACGCAUCUCUCACUUAAAUGAGCGAGACUUAUCAAAAAAAGCCAGGCUUUUCCUUAAGCCACGUUGAUGGAGCGCCCUCUGGUGGAGAAACACAGUUUGUUCUGUUUAUAU